Messenger RNA from Cuscuta europaea, 1729 nucleotides. NCBI's taxonomy places the organism in Eukaryota, Viridiplantae, Streptophyta, Magnoliopsida, Solanales, Convolvulaceae. The record is from the annotation of a GenBank genome assembly.
UAAUCCCAAGCAAGAGCACCUACUAGCAAAUCAAAAUUUGUGAUCUGCCAAAUUUCCAGGAAUUUCAAAUGGAGCAAAACAUUCCGCGCCCAGGGCCUGUUAACCGUUCACUACUCACGUUGCCACUGCGUGCCCAUCGUGCGGACCGUAUAUGGUAUGAACCGAAUUCCAAAGACUCGUGCUUGAAAUGCGUCAGUUGCCCUUCAGCUGCAUUCGGAGUUGAAGAGCGAGAUCCAAGAGUGAUAGGUAUGUUAGCAUAUGCUGGCUUCUUGGGGGUAGAGCACAUUGCCCGUAUGAAGGUGGAUCAUAGUUUAAUAUGCGCUUUGGUGGAGAGAUGGAGGCCGGAGACACAUACUUUCCAUCUUCCAUUCGGUGAGGUCGGCAUUAGUCUACAAGAUGUGGCGAUGAUCCUUGGUUUGCCCAUUCGGGGUAUGCCCCUCAGUGGUCCAACCGUUAAGGGUAAGGCUCAGUGGAUCGACCUGUGCACGCAGUCGUGUGGUUUCACUCCUCUAGAGACUGAUAUGCGCACGAGUGAUAUCACCAUGAGUGCUCUUACCCGUCACCAGAUCCUACCUGACAGUACAGACGAAGAGGUCACCGAACACACCAGAACCCUAAUAUGACAAUUGCUUGGAGGCCUUUUGUUCCCUGACACGAGUGGGACAAGAAUACGAUUAUACUUUUUGGAGGUCUUGCAGGGUGACUUGGCUUUAGCCCGUCGAUGGAGUUGGGGAUCAGCGGUUCUCGGGUACCUCUACCAUAACUUGUGCAACGGCGCCAAGUGGGAAACCAAACAAGUUGGCGGUUGUAUGCACUUGUUACAGAUUUGGGCUUGGUCGAGGAUUUCGAUGGUCCGUCCCUCAGUAGUUCAGGUCAUUCAACAUGACCAUCUUCCAUAUGGGUGCAUUUUGAUUUCACUCCCUACGCGUCCGAGGAACUCCCACCUAUCAUCCUUAAUGACGCUCCGCUUUGGUCGGCUAGGGUCAUGCUCAUAUUUUGCAAUAUGGCCGAAAUGCAUUACCCCGAUCGAUUUCUUCGGCAGUUCCAUAUAAGGCAAGAUACUCCGGAUGCUCCUUUGGCGGGUACUGAUCAUCACGGCAAUCGUUCCAACAUAGUAACCGGUGCCUUGGCGUUGUGGGCGGACAUACAACAUAAUAUAUACUUUCUUGAUUAUGAUCGACAUAUGUCCGUCGAAGCAACUAAGAGGUACCGAAAAUGGUACCAGAAACAUGGUAUGACACGUGUCCAGAACCCUUCUCACAAUGUGCCCACGACAGGCUACAUCCCGACAUCACACGAUUGGGGUAUUGUGAGGCAGAGCUUUUACGAGCUGAAUCAGCUCUUAGCCGACCGCGCAAGUCAUGAGGACUGUCAAAAACGACUACAGCGGAUGGCCCUGGACGUAGGUGAUGAAGAGAUGCUCCGCCGGGGCAUAUUCCAUUAUGAAGAUGAAGAUGAAGAUGAAAGUGGAAGUGACGAAGAGGAUGGUGCAGAUGAACAUGAAGGUGGGGGUGAGCACUCACAAUCGCCCCCUCAAUUUUCAACACGUGAGGGUGUCUCAUUUGAUCAAUCACCCCCUCAAUUCUCAACGCAUCAAGGUGUCUCAUUUGAUCAACCACCGCCGUAUUAUGAUUCUUAUCAGUACUCCACACAAGCGGUUGAUUAUGUUGAUUCAUUUCUGGAUUCGUCGUCGUUUUACUAUGGAGACACAAUGGGGCCUUGGAACACU